UAUAUUUCGUUCGUUCGCUAUCGUCGUGUGUGCUGCUUUGCUAAGAAAACGCUUCUGAUACGUUCGUAAACUUUCGAAACUACUUUCGGUUAAUCGUUCAAAGAACUUUUAUUGUGUACUCGCAUGAGUUAAGUUGUCAUACAAGAUUAUGGAGGAUGAGAAGAAUGUAAAAUUGAAUCACCGAACAAGUGCAAUAAUGAACGGUUAUUCAGAAGUUUCCGAUUCUCGAGUUAACGAAGACAAAAAGAAAAAGAUGAUGGAUGAAGCAAUAGCUGCUGAAAUACGAGUACGAAUGCAAGAAAUUUCGGAGAACAUCGUUGGUCAUGUUAAUGAACGCGUUAAUGAUAUGGUAUCUGAGGUAUUCAACAAAUUUGACAGAUCACAACAAAUCUCGAAUGAUUUGAAUAACAAAUAUUACGAUAAAAGAAAAUUAUCUAAAGAAAGUAUUUUACCGGAGAAACAAUUUUUAGAAAGAAAUUCAUUACUUACUGAUCUUUUUAAUACCAAUGAGCAUGUAAAGACAGUAUAUAAUAUAUUUUUAACGAUUCUAAUAUUACUUUUUAUGAAUACUAUUACAUACGACAUUGUGAAUGAUGAAUCAAUAAAUGCUGGGAUUAAUACCAUAAGAUAUUCUUUUGGAAAGUUAUCAAGCGUCCUCUACAUUUGGGUCUUAAUGAAAUUAAGCACGAUUGGAAUUUACAUUCCUUUCUACAUCUGGUCGCACAAACGUCUCGAUUUUUUGCCUUCAUCACUUACCUUGAAAAUAUGGGACUACGGAUGGCUUACAGGAUAUGUGUUAUAUCUGAUUAUUUUCAUCAUCCUACCGGCUAAAGCUGUAAUUGAUGAAUGGCUACCUAUCGCCUCAAGCACUAUAAUACUUUUAGAACAGGUUCGUAUGCUAAUGAAAUCUUACGCUUUUAUAAGAAGUACGACACCACAAUUUCUUAAAUACAAAGCUCACACGGAUACGAAAAAACCAGAACUACCGGAUGUUUCGAAAUAUUUGUAUUUCUUAUUCGCACCGACGUUAAUCUACAGAGAUCAUUAUCCAAGGACAAAAUAUAUUAGAUGGAAAUUUGUUCUCUGGCAUUAUUUGGAAGUUUUGUUAAUUAUUUUUUACAUAGCCUUCCUAUACGAAAGUUUUGUUAAGCCAAUAUAUAAAAAACAUGGAACGAAACCUAUGAAAAAGGAAGAAAUGUUUUACAAUAUAAUAAACCUAUCCUUGCCUGGAAUUCUUUUCUUUCUUUGUGGAUUUUAUUGUCUUUUACAUGCUUGGUUAAAUGCUUGCGCUGAAAUACUACGUUUUGCGGAUCGAUUGUUUUACAAAGAUUGGUGGAACUCAUCUUCUUAUAGCGUCUAUUACAGGACCUGGAAUGUGGUUGUACACGAUUGGCUUUACGCUUAUGUAUACAAAGAUGUGUUUGAGAUUUUAACGAAUCAAAAUAGAAUUAUUGCAACUUCCUCCGUAUUUAUUUUAUCCGCAUUAGCUCACGAAUAUAUAAUGUACUUUGUUUUUAAAUUUUUCUGCCCAGCAAUGCUAUUUAUGUUUGGUUUUGUUGGCUUUCCUUUAACAUUUGUUACACGAAAAGUAGGCAAUACAUUUUUAUGGUUUUCCCUUAUCUUGGGUAAUGGUAUAAUAUGGGGUAUGUAUGUUAUAGAAUAUUUUGGAAGAAAAAACUGUGUUUCGCAUCCUGAUAAAUUCUUAGAUUUCAUUUUACCGACCAUUUUUUAUUGCAAUCCUAGAUCUGAAUAGUUAAUAAAUAAGGUAAACAAU
Molecule: messenger RNA, 1774 nt
Organism: Polistes dominula (European paper wasp)
Lineage: Eukaryota; Metazoa; Arthropoda; Insecta; Hymenoptera; Vespidae
Product: sterol O-acyltransferase 1
Biological process (GO): cholesterol metabolic process
Cellular component (GO): endoplasmic reticulum membrane
Source: RefSeq, a predicted model, not a curated record